Lates calcarifer (barramundi perch) is the source of this 7946-nucleotide messenger RNA. RefSeq names its product 1-phosphatidylinositol 4,5-bisphosphate phosphodiesterase gamma-1. The record is from RefSeq and is a predicted model, not a curated record. Bases 1478 to 5440 code for a protein of 1320 amino acids. Gene Ontology annotation, molecular function: phosphatidylinositol-4,5-bisphosphate phospholipase C activity; calcium ion binding; protein binding. Lineage: Eukaryota; Metazoa; Chordata; Actinopteri; Centropomidae. The transcript has 33 exons. Gene Ontology annotation, biological process: phospholipid catabolic process; positive regulation of epithelial cell migration; phosphatidylinositol-mediated signaling.
UGGAGUUUGUUUUGCUUUGCCUUUCAGCUCCUGCAGACCUGCAGUUUUAUCGGAACGUUUUCUGGCUCUUUCAGAUCUCGUCUCGACUUCGUUAGUCACUUGAUCGCAGACAUUUUAAAAUCUGCAGCUGAUGACUUCCUGACAUGUCACUGACCUUUGCAACCUGAACCCCACUUGACCUCUUGACUCGAGUCACCACCCGCUGUGUGAGACGUGUAGUUCAGUGAAAAAAGGAAGAAAAACUCUCCUUUCCUUUUUUGUCCACCAUAGCUGCCUGCAGAUCUCCUGGAGGCCCGCGGAGGUCGCUCUGCUCUCCGCCGCCUCUCCUCUGGCUCUCCGCUACGACUCUCCCCUCCACUCCCCUCAUCUUCCCCUCAGAUAUACUACAGCAGCACAGAGAGGGAGAGAAAAAAAUCAGAUCAAGCUUUUCCGGUCUGCUAGCCCUAAUUUCCUCUCAAGACCUCUGGCGUUGGAGCGGCGGGGACGCGCAGGCAGAGAGAGAGGGAGAGGACCAAGGCGAGGAGCAGCGAGGAGAAACUGGGGCAAUUAACGCGUACCACCACAACCCCGCACGCCUUUGUACUGUUACUCUGCGUAGGAUAAUGCAUCCUGUCGGUGGCGUAGUGUGCUCGGAGAGGGGGAGUGUGUGAAGGGGAGAGCAGAAUGGUUCGGCGGAUGGGAGCGCACACAGUUCUCGCCGCGGCCGCUCCGUGCUCUCCCGACCACGCGUCUCUCCUCCGUGUCCGUGAAGCCGCCACAGAGCGUCCGCCGAUGCCCGUCCUCCUCUCCGCCGCCCUGCUGCACCCACCUCCGGGUAUUUGUCCGAGUCGUCAUUACAUAACUCGGCGUCUUCGUCGCUCGCACUGACUUUCAUUCUCCCGGAGCCAGGAGUGAGUGAGCGAGCGGCGGAUAACCACGUCUUGUUCACCGCCCCAGCAGCAGCAGCAGCAGGCGACGCGGCGGCGGCGGUGGCGGCAGUCCAAGCGGGAUUGAACCCCGGACUGUGCUGCCUUUUGCUGUCGUGGACUAAAGGGACUAGGAGGAGGACGCAUAGAGGGUGGAAACCUGAGAGUCCAGCGGUGAUGAGAACUCACCCCGAGUGGAUUUCGCUGGUGUGCUGCCAGAAGCAUCUGGAAAGGAUAACACGGGGAUACACUCCCCCUUCAGAGGACCAGAGGAUAAUUCACAUCUCAGACAUUUCAGUGUUUCAGCUCUGUGGCUGCUGAGCGAUGUCUUUUAGCUUCUGUUUUAAUGUGAAUUUGGUUUAAUCACACUGGCUCUCACAGCCCCUGCCUCUCCUCAGUGGCACAGUUUGGGUUCAUAACCAGAUUUGCUCCUGGCAUCAGUGUGUUUGGACAUGUUAGGAUGGCCGUGGCCCACGGUGCACGCAGUAGCUGAUUAAAGGACAAGCAUCAUCCUGAAGAAACCACAACAGAUUAGUAAUCCUGUGAGGUUUCCUCGUAGCUAUGCAGUGAAGAUGUGUGCAGCCAGGUUUAGUGGCUGCCUCAAUGGCUGUGCAGAGGAGGCCUCUGCCGCCGCCGCAGCCGGUGGUGGAGUUGGUGCAGCAGGGGCUGCUGGUCCGGUCAUGGCCUCCAGGAUGCUGGACUGGACAGAGGCAGGUCCCCGCAUCCUCCACAGCCUGGAGAUGGGCACGGUGAUGACCGUCUUCUACCAGAAGAAGUCCCAGCGGCCCGAGAGGAGAACGUUCCAGAUCAGGCAGGACACACGGCAGAUAGUGUGGAGCCGAAACCCGGACAAGAUCGAAGGAGAGAUCGACAUACGAGAGAUCCGGGAGCUGCGGUUGGGGAAGGGCUCCCGUGAUUUUGAGCGCUACCCGGAGGAAGCUCGUAAACUGGAUUCUGCCCACUGCUUCAUCGUGCUCUACGGCCUGGAGUUUCGCCUCAGGACGCUCAGUGUGGCUGCCUUCAGUGAAGAGGAGGUCAACAUGUGGAUCACCGGUCUCAACUGGCUGAUGGUCGACACCCAGAGAGCGCCGGCACCACAGCAGAUAGACAGGUGGCUGAGGAAACAGUUUGAGGUCAUGGACAGGAACCACGAGGGCAGUAUCACAGUGAAGGACGUGAAAGCUCUGCUGCCUCAGAUCAACUACCGAGUCCCCAACAUGCGUUUUCUCAAAGACAAACUCCAGGAGGUGGAGGCCAGGAGCGACCUGUCCUACCCCAACUUUGCACAGCUCUACCGAACACUGAUGUUUGACGCUCAGAGGAGUAUUAUUGAGCAGCUGGAGCUCUCCUUCCCUCUGCGGAACGUUGACCGACCGGAGCUUUGUCAGAUCUCCCUCUACGACUUCCAGAAGUUUUUACAGAUGGACCAGAAGGAGUCCUGGGCGUCGGAGCUGAGUCGUGUCAGGGAGUUUCUCAUGGGGUACGUGAGGGGAGGGCCGCAGCCUGAGCCCAUGCUGCAGCUGGACGAGUUCCUGACCUUCCUGUUCUCUAAAGAGAACUCCAUAUGCGACCCUCGACUCUCGCCUGUCGUUCAUGACGACAUGAAAAGGCCGCUGUCUCAGUACUGGAUCUCCUCCUCACACAACACUUACCUGACAGGUGACCAGUUCUCCAGUGAAUCAUCUUUAGAGGCGUACGCCCGCUGCCUGAGGAUGGGCUGCCGCUGCAUCGAACUGGACUGCUGGGACGGACCUGACGACCUGCCAAUCAUCUAUCACGGCCACACUUUAACCUCCAAGAUCAAAUUCCUGGACGUGCUGCACACCAUCAAAGAACACGCCUUCGUCACAUCUGAGUAUCCUGUGAUCCUGUCCAUCGAGGACCACUGCAGCGUGGUCCAGCAGAGGAACAUGGCCACACACUUUAAGAAGGUGUUUGGAGAUCUGCUGCUCACCAAGCCGGUCGAUAACAACGCAGAGGAGCUUCCCUCGCCGUACCAGCUCCGCAGGAAGAUCCUCAUCAAGCACAAAAAGCUGGUGGAGGGAACUCUGUAUGAAGAGGUGACGUCUGCCAGCUACUCUGAAAAUGACAUCAGCAACUCGCUGAAGAACGGCAUCCUGUACCUCGAAGACCCCAUCGACCACACAUGGACUCCUCAUUAUUUCGUCCUGACCAGUAAUAAGAUCUACUACUCAGAGGAGACGUCUCACUACCAGACGGCUGAUGAAGAGGAGGACGACGAAGGGAAAGAGGAGUGUAACAACAACGAGCAGCACUGCGCCGAGCGCUGGUUCCACGGGAAGCUGGGCGGAGGCAGAGACGGCCGACAGGUGGCCGAGAAGCUGCUGCAGGAGUACUGCGAGGGCGGGGCCAAAGACGGCACCUUCCUGGUCCGAGAGAGCGAGACGUUUGUCGGAGACUACACCCUCUCCUUCUGGCGCUCCGGUCGAGUCCAGCACUGCAGGAUUCAUUCACGUCAGGAGUCCGGCUCCACCCGCUUCUACCUGACCGACAACCUGGUGUUCGACAGCCUGUACCGCCUCAUCUGCCACUACAGAGACACGCCACUGCGCUGCAACGAGUUCGAGAUGAGGCUGGGCAGCCCCGUCCCUCAGCCCAACGCACACGAGAGCAGAGAGUGGUACCACUCCAGUCUGUCCCGUGUUCAGGCUGAACACAUGCUGAUGCGAGUUCCCAGAGACGGAGCUUUCCUGGUGAGAAAACGAAGCGAACACAACUCCUACGCCAUCUCCUUCAGGGCGGAGGGUAAGAUCAAACACUGUCGUAUCCAGCAGGAGGGUCGUCUCUUCAUGCUCGGCAGCUCAGCAGAGUUUGAGUCUCUGGUGGAUCUGGUGAGCUACUACGAGAAACAUCCUCUGUACCGCAAGAUGAGGCUCCGCUACCCGAUCAACGAGGACACUCUGGACCGGAUGGGCACCACGGAGCUGGACUAUGGUGCGCUGUAUGAAGUCCGCACUCCUCAUUUCUACGUGGAGGCCAAUAAGAUGCCCACAGCGCGGUGUACGGUCAAAGCUCUGUACGACUACCGGGCUCAGAGAGAAGACGAGCUGUGUUUCCCCAAACAGGCGCUCAUCCUCAACGUGGACAAGCAGGAAGGCGGCUGGUGGCGAGGCGACUACGGCGGGAAGAAGCAGCUGUGGUUUCCUGCGAACUACGUGGAGGAGGUGCCCAGUUCUCCCACCAGAGAGCUGGACGAAGCGUCCACAGAGAACAGUCCUCUGGGUACGUUCCUCAAGGGCUUCAUCGACGUACCAACCUGCCACGUUGUGGUUCAUAAAGACGGGAAGAACUCGCGGCCGUACGUCUUCACCAUCCACUCCCAGCACCUCUCCUCUCACCCGGUUCAGACUCUGGACGUGGCAGCAGACAGCCUGGAGGACCUGACCACCUGGGUCGGCAAGAUCAGAGAGGCGGCUCAGAACGCUGAUGCUCGGAUGCAGGAGGAGAAACAGAUGGAGAGGAGGAAGAAGAUCGCGGUGGAGUUGUCGGAGCUCGUGGUUUACUGCAGACCCGUCCCCUUCAAUGAAGACAAGAUUGGGACGGAGAGGGCGUGUUAUCGGGACAUGUCGUCCUUCCCGGAGACGAAGGCGGAGAAGUUUGCGACGCGCAGCAGAGGGAAGCGUUUCCUGCAGUACAACCGCCGCCAGCUCUCCAGAGUUUACCCCCGAGGACAGAGGCUGGACUCGUCCAACUACGACCCGCUGCCCAUGUGGCUCUGCGGCUCCCAGCUGGUCGCACUCAACUUCCAGACCCCAGAUAAACCCAUGCAGCUGAACCAGGCCUUGUUCAUGCUCGGAGGAGGCAGCGGCUACGUCCCCCAGCCCGACGUCAUGAGGGACGACACCUUUGACCCUUUCGACAAGGACACGCUGCACGUGGAGCCGAUCACCAUCCAGUUACAGGUGCUGGGAGCUCGACACCUGCCUAAAAAUGGCCGCAGCAUCGUCUGUCCCUUCGUGGAGGUGGAGAUCUGCGGAGCUGAUUACGACAGCUGCAAGUGCAAGACAGACGUCGUAGCUGAUAACGGCCUGAACCCUGUGUGGGUGCAGAAGCAGUUUGUGUUCGACAUCCACAACCCCACCUUCGCCUUCCUGCGCUUCACCGUCUACGAGGAGGACAUGUUCAGCGACCCCAACUUCCUGGCACAGGCGACCUAUCCCGUCCGCCUGCUCCGAACAGGCUACAGGAGUGUAACUCUGAAGAACAGCUACAGUGAGGAGCUGGAGUUGGCGUCACUUCUGGUCCACAUUGAGAUCGUCAAUGCAAAGGAGGAAGACGACGAGAACCUGUACACGUCCAUCCAGCUGCUGCGGGAUCGAACCAGCGAGCUGUCCAACCAGGUGUCCCUCCUGGAGAGGUCGGGCUCAGCGGACCUCAGCUACCAGCAGAGUCUGGAGGAGCUCCGAGCGGCCCAGGAUCAGCUGAGCGAGCUGGUGGAGGCUCGAAACCGCAGGCUGAUGGAGAAGAAGAGGAGGGAGAAGCUGAGGCAGCAGGUGGCAGCAAAGCGCAGUUAAUCCUCCUGUCCACCAGAGAGCACUAAGCUCCACCACAAAACGGUGCCUGACGCUCGCUGCCACCCGUGCUGUGAAGUGCCGGCCUGAGAGGACAAACAGGCGAUCGACAGCAGCGACAUGCAAUCCAUUUAUAAACUGAGGAAAUAAACAUGUUCCUUCACAAUAAAAUGUGAGAUUUUCUUGCACCGUGCUGCGCUAACAGCGGAGGAGGAAGUGACGGUCGACAACAACAAACAGAAGCAUCUCAUGGACUAAAAGAAACUCACAAAACUAAGCUAUAAAAACAAUCAUGGACUUCAGGCUGAAACACAAUGAGAGCGAACAGGAGAGGGAAGGAAACAGCACAGAUAGGACAGGUGAAAGGUGAAGGGGCAGCGUUCUCUCACAGAGAGAAAAAUAAUUAGCAACAAUUUUUAUUACUGACCCCUGCUAUUCACUUGUUAAAAUUUGAGUGAUUAGAACUGCAGCAUUUCGCCAAUCAGUUAUUUUUUAAGCAAAAAUGCCAACAGACUGAUACCUGUACCUGAUUUAAAUAUGGCUGCCAUCCCUUUUGAAGUAGUCUUGUUGUGUAGCAAUACACCGCUCCUGGCGCUCCUGCUGUUUUUGGUCAAACACCCCCAGGACUGAAGAAUAAAUACAUGAGCGUGCCGCGGCUUCUUUGGUCUUGGAGGCUGCUGUUUAGUCUCUGGGUCGUGGUUGUAGCCGUAGGCCUGUUGAUGGAGAUCUUUGCAGACUUCUGACACCUGCAAGAGGCCACAACAAAUGAGCGUUAACACAGGUCCUGAUGUUACUUGUGCAGGGUUUUUAUUAUACCAGACAUUUAUCACUUUUCCCUUUUAUGGACCAAACAAUCAGCAGAUUCAUCGAUGAUAUAAAUAAUCAUUUGUUGCAGUUCUAAUCACAGAGAACGUCACCUGAUUGUCAUAAAUGUGCUGCGGGCCAAUUGCCACCACAACUAAAAGUCAAAAAUAAAUAUUAGAAAUUUACAACAAGUCAAUACUGGGCUGUGAUUGGUCUGAAUUUAAAAGUUUAGGAAAAUGAAAAUGGCGUUGAUGUUGGUACAAAAUGCUACAAAACUAAUAAAAACGUAAACUGUGCUGUUGGAAAAUAAGCCCUGAGCUCAACACAUUUGCUCUUCCUGUGUUUCAGACUUUAGUGAGAAAAAAAACAGGAUAAAAGGGAGAAGAAAACUCAGGUUACACAAAUGGAAGGAGAGAAAAAAAAAACAAAACCUCUUGAUACGUGGAUGGAAAAAGGGAGUGGUGGGCACACGUAGCAAAAAGGAAAUAUCAUGUAUGUGCCUUUGAUGUUGCGCUUUGUAGAGUUACUCGAAUGUUUCAGAGAGUAUAAGACUGACUGCUUUCUCUACAACUGGAAUAGUGGCCCUUUAAGGGAAAACUACUAACAAACUGGAGGAGGAAUCCACUCAUCUGGCUCGGACCACUACUCAUGAAAUGGGUUUAAAGGGAUUUAAAGACUGGAGUCUGUUCCUCCUAAUCAAGACCAAGUCUUUUUAUUUGGGUGAUCACAUGAACUCUGUCCCCCCAGGUGGCAGUGUUUGGGGGGAGGGUGGAGGUGGAGUUGGAGGGCGCUCCUGUCACAGACCUUCCCGUCCUACCUGGCCUGGGAGAGCACAAACUGGACGAACCAAACUGCACCGAGAAGGUCUUUUAAUACUUCUUCAAAAAGGGCUCUAAAUAAAUCUAUACUACCUUCAAAGAGGCACGAGAACAGUGAGCAAGGAGGGGGAGGGGGGCGUCCCCCGGAUGUCACCUGCACAGGGACUGAGGUGUGUCCACUUUGACUGGACACACACACACACACGACAACAAACAAGGGCUAAUCACAGAAAAAAAAAGAAAAAAAAAACUAGCAAAGCACUCUUUUUAACCUGCUGGCUCGGAUUUCACACCUCACAUCUGAACCACAGGACCAGGACCAGCUCCCAUCAUCUGGCUCUAAUCAACAAAUGUGGUUCAACUGGUCCUGGAUCUGCCAAAAAAGAAAAGAAAAAAAAAAGCAGCUUUGAUUCGACCCCACAGCAUGGCUUCAUAUCUAAUAACACCCCCUCCCUUCCUCCCUCCCUUCUGUAGCUACUUCACCUUCCCAUCACCCCCUCCCCCGUCUAAUUUCUUAUUGUAUAUAUCUUCUUUUAUUUAUCAGACAGGUGUCGAUCCUGUUUUAAUAGAUGAAAGAACACACUAGAAGAAUGAUAAUGGACUUCAGAUUGAAGAUACUGUAACUUUAUGUAGAAAUUAAUAUUGUGUGCUUGGAGCUCCCUUUAAAUGUCCCCAUAGACACAAACCUAUCUCUUUCUUCCUACGCUGCAGUUGCACCAGGUAGGGACUUCUAUGCAAAGGUCGUCUUCUUUGGCCUAUAGCCAUUGUGUAUUAGGCAAUUUGACUCAAGUUGUGUUUUUUCUCUGUAUCUAUGCUAACUGUCCAGUAUUAUUACUCUGCAUUACGAAUCCUGUGCAAGUUUCCAUUUAAUAAAGCUCUUUCAUGUA